This is a messenger RNA of Parathielavia appendiculata, 1312 nucleotides long. RefSeq lists its product as uncharacterized. The transcript has a single exon. NCBI's taxonomy places the organism in Eukaryota, Fungi, Ascomycota, Sordariomycetes, Sordariales, Chaetomiaceae. The coding region runs from base 310 to 1023 and encodes 237 amino acids. The record is from RefSeq and is a predicted model, not a curated record.
UCCGCGGCCCGUUCGUCAACGGUCCGUACCAGGUUUCGAGAGAGCGCCCUUGUCGUCUGGAGCGGGAAACCUACCUCGGCCGACCGACCGCCACAUUCACCUGAUUGACACACCGAAGUGUGGGAUUGAUGAGGACGUCGUUGCAAAAUCCACGUGCUGGAGCGAGUUAUAAAGAGUUUGUGCUGCCUCGGACACGUGCGUUGAGCAUCAGCCUCAUUGGCGCUUGGUUUCAAGUUGAAGGCUUGACAUCAACGAUCCACGUUUCCUUCUUUUUUUCCCACCUGUUUUUCUUCAGCAAGACUCUUCGACAUGGGAUCAGCGCAGACACGUGCAAAAGGGUGGAUGCCCUGUUGCUGCGCCCUCUGCUUCUGGUUAGGAGAACAGUUCCAAAGCCCAGCAGUCCCAAUAGCAGUCUGGACACGACCCAGGCACACAGUGGCGAAAUAUCGCCAAGUCUUCGAUUCGGGCCUUGCAUGGUUUCAGAGCUACCAGAGGCGAGCAGAGGAAGGGGAAGGGGACCUCACCACAGACCGGAAGCAGGAUGCCGUCGUGUUCGAGACCGGGAGACCCACCAACACUUUGACAAGCUCCAGCUCUGGGGCCGGCUCUGCCCAUCCGAGACAGGAAACGAGCCCUGGACCCUUGGCAACUCACGUCCAAGACCCUCUGCCCACUGUCCACGGUCCACAUUUAGCAUGCUACCUACACAGUGUACACUGCGCGCGGUGUCGGAUUCUCCAGCGAGAGACGCCAGGGGGCGGAAGCAGUGAUAAAAACCGACCAGCUGAGAGGAUAUGUGUAUCAGCAAGAUGGUGGACAAUCUUUCAACGGCCUCAGCCCGAAAGGCUGCGAACUGCCUCAUCAGGACUAGAGUCCGGACCGAUGCCAAAAUCUACCUCCGUCUGGCUCGUGUGGAGAGCGUCCGGCGAACCACGGUCUUCAUGGAUAUCAACAAACCACCUUCAGCACAGUGGAUCGUCUGCCUGUGGGGGAAGAUGGCCCGAGUCAGCAGCACAACUUUGAAAUGCGCCAUUGCAGGGACUGAAUCCGCCAAGAGGAAGCGGGGUCAGAGGUAAACUACCUUAACUGAGAGCUAGGUACCGGUACAACCCUAGGCAGUGAACUUCCCACUUGCAGAAUGGCUUCAGAGAUCGCGGGAUCCUGUCGAAAGAAAGACAGUGGCCAGGUAAGAAGACACAGGACACUGAAGUUCUGACCAGGUUUCAGACCCCGGCGGCAUUCCCACGGGAUGGACUCCUUCACACUCGAUUUCGGCGGUUGUAUCACACAGCUGCUACCGGUAUCUAUUGUA